Oreochromis aureus is the source of this 1987-nucleotide messenger RNA. RefSeq names its product leukocyte elastase inhibitor-like. The transcript has 7 exons. Gene Ontology annotation, biological process: negative regulation of endopeptidase activity. The record is from RefSeq and is a predicted model, not a curated record. Lineage: Eukaryota; Metazoa; Chordata; Actinopteri; Cichliformes; Cichlidae. Gene Ontology annotation, molecular function: serine-type endopeptidase inhibitor activity. The coding region runs from base 234 to 1376 and encodes 380 amino acids.
UGUUCUGUCGGCCAAGCAUGUUUAGUUUAUUUGUAGUUUCGGUUUAGUUAGUUUUCGUGUCCAGUCAUAAAGCUGUUUUUGAGUGCAUUUUGCCUGCCGUGAGCCUGCACUUUAGAUCCACCAUUGCUGCCUGCACACAGCCUUCACUUGACAUGCAAACCCUCUGCAUAUGACGUUACGGGCCAAGACCUUGCUCAAAAUCCCACACUUUGGAAAACCGUACGUCGUCAGCCAUGUCCGCCGUCAGCAGCUCAAACACGGCCUUUGCCUUGGAGCUGUUCCGCACUCUGAGCCAGGCAAACCCUGCCGGGAACAUCUUUGUCUCUCCUCUGAGCAUCAGUUCAGCCCUGGCCAUGGUCUACCUGGGAGCUAAAGGAGACACUGCAGCUCAGAUGGCUCAGGCCCUCUCAUUCAGCUCAGGUGAAGGCGUCCAUGCAGACUUCCAGAAACUGAACGCUGACAUCAACUCACCGUCUGCAUCCUACAUCCUGAAACUAGCCAACCGUCUUUAUGGAGAAAACACUGCCCACUUCCUCCCAGACUUCCUUGAAGCCACACAGAAGUACUACCAGGCAGACCUGAAGGCUGUGGACUUCAUCGGAGCUCCAGAGGCGUGCAGAGCAGAGAUCAACAGCUGGGUCGAGCAGCAGACAGAAAAUAAGAUAAAAGACCUUCUGAAGCCAGGAACAGUACGCUCAAAUACCAGACUGGCCCUAGUUAAUGCUAUCUACUUCAAGGGCAACUGGAGGAACCCAUUUGAUGAGGCAAACACCAAAGAGAUGCCCUUUAAAGUCAGACAGAAUGAGACCGUACCAGUCCAGAUGAUGUACCAGAUGAAGAAGCUGCCCUACAACUACAUUCAUGACCAUGGUCUGCAGAUUCUAGAGUUGCCCUACGUGAAUGAGGAGCUCAGCAUGUUUGUUCUUCUACCUGCAGAGUCCUCAGAUGGCUCAGACCCUCUGCUGAAGCUGGAGAAUGAGCUAACACAGGAGAGGCUGAAUGAAUGGACCGACAGGAAAAACAUGGACGUUGAUUCAGAAGUUGUCCUUCACCUGCCAAAGUUCAAGCUGGAGGAAGACUACGAGCUAAAUGAACCUCUGGCUAAACUGGGUAUGAAGAACGUGUUCUGUGCAGGAAGCGCUGACCUCUCUGGCAUGAACAGUGAAGGGGGGCUCUUCCUGUCUACGGUGGCCCACAAGGCCUUUGUGGAGGUGAACGAGGAGGGCACGGAGGCCGCUGCAGCCACAGCUGGCAUGGUAGCAUUCUGCAUGUUGAGGGAGGAACACUUCAGAGCAGAUCACCCCUUCCUCUUCUUCAUCAGACACAAUAAGACCAAGUCCAUCCUGUUCUUUGGCAGAUUCUCAUCUCCUCAGUAGAGGAAAAGGAUGGUUCAAAUUAAAAUAAAAUAUCUUAAAAACAAUAGAAAUGAAGCCUUUAUUUUGUGAUGUUGAGUUAAUUAAGGAAUUGUAUUUUGCUUUAUUUGUGAAUAAAGUUUGAUUAUUUUACAUUAAUUCAUUCUUAAUUAAGUUGGGUUUUUGUUGGGGGGGUUAAUAUUGCAAACAAUGGCUGUAGAAAUGAAUGUAGAAAUUAAGGCUUUUAAUCAGUCUGGCUCUUUCUUUUUUACUUUUUUACUACAAGGACACUAUAGAAUACACUAAAGAUCAGUACGGGAUUAAAACUACUUGUAAAAUGAACAGACUUGUCCGUGUUGUCUCCUAGACCAGAACACGUAACCUUUUUCAUAUUUUUGUUGCUCACAGCAUUUCUGCUGAAAAUCAUGAACCUUAUGACUUUCUAGUCACCCUUUUUUGUCCCUAAAAGCCCAGUUUUUGCUGAGUGUCCAUCAUGGAGUGGCGCUUUAGCUAAAAGGUGUGGACCAUGUCAGGUCCUGGUGUUUUUAGCUUUUUAUGCCUCAAACUCCUUGUUGAAGUCUCGAUAUGUGAUAUAGAUUAGUUUUGUUCAGCUAUUAAAGCCAUUAGCCAUUUGA